AGUGGCUCCACAGUUCCCUCCAUCUUGAACCGAAUGCAGACCAAACAGACUCCACCUACUUACAACAAGACCAACAAGUUCACCUCGGGUUUCCAGAACAUUGUGGAUGCUUACGGUAUUGGAACAUACAGAGAGAUCAAUCCAGCUCCAUACACAAUCAUUACAUUCCCGUUCCUGUUUGCUGUCAUGUUUGGGGACAUGGGUCAUGGAGUGCUGAUGACAUGUGCGGCACUUUAUCUGGUCAUCAGAGAGAGCCGCCUGCUCGCGCAGAAGAGUGACAAUGAGAUGUUUAGCAUGAUUUUUGCGGGACGCUACAUCAUUCUUUUGAUGGGGAUAUUCUCAGUCUACACCGGAUUGAUCUACAAUGACUGCUUCUCCAAAUCCCUCAACAUGUUCGGCUCAAGCUGGAGUGUGCGGCCCAUGUUUUUCCCUAAGGGAAACUGGACGUUUGAGACUCUGGAUGGUAACUCAGUUCUUCAGUUAGACCCUGCUGUUCCUGGCGUGUUUGGUGGCCCUUAUCCCCUGGGCAUCGACCCCGUAUGGGAGAAUGAGUUAAGUUGA
This is a messenger RNA of Sinocyclocheilus anshuiensis, 561 nucleotides long. Its product is annotated as V-type proton ATPase 116 kDa subunit a-like. Gene Ontology annotation, cellular component: vacuolar proton-transporting V-type ATPase complex; plasma membrane; proton-transporting V-type ATPase, V0 domain. Gene Ontology annotation, molecular function: ATPase binding; proton-transporting ATPase activity, rotational mechanism. The record is from RefSeq and is a predicted model, not a curated record. The transcript is spliced from 5 exons. Lineage: Eukaryota; Metazoa; Chordata; Actinopteri; Cypriniformes; Cyprinidae. Gene Ontology annotation, biological process: proton transmembrane transport; vacuolar acidification. The coding region runs from base 34 to 561 and encodes 175 amino acids.